Molecule: messenger RNA, 2797 nt
Organism: Tuber melanosporum (Perigord truffle)
Lineage: Eukaryota; Fungi; Ascomycota; Pezizomycetes; Pezizales; Tuberaceae
Exons: 4
Coding region: 1225-2112 (295 amino acids)
Source: RefSeq, a predicted model, not a curated record
CUCUUUUCCCUUUUUAUAUAUAUAUUUUCUUUUUUCUUUUCCUUUUUCCCUUUUAUUUAUUUAUUUAUUUAUUAUUUCCUGUGCCUUCAUUCUGUUCCCACUGCUGAGUAUAUCUCUUCCCUUCUCUUAACAUCUAACUUACCGUACUGCAGAAGAGGAGGAGAAAGAGCAUACCCCUUCUCUCCUUCUCUGCCUUAUCUGCGGAGAGACAGACACACGGACAGACUGGCAGAAAGAGAGAUAGAGCUUUGGGUUCAGGGGUGAUUCACACACUGUCGUUUCUUGUUGCUCCUUUGCAUGAUCUUUGUGGUUGUUCGCCAGGGUUUAUAACUUACAACAUAAGGAGGAGGAGCAGUAGUUAGCAAGCAAGCAACAGCGCGCGUCUUGCGUGCCCUCUGGACAAACUUCCCCCUGGUUCACACUUCCUUUGUUACUCUAGCUGUUCUCACCUUCCCUUCUUCCAAAACUUACACCCCCAACCCAACCCAACCCGCUGUACCCUCUCUCCCACACCCCCCCCCCUUGCCUACUUACUUGCCUACCCUUAUUCUAUCACUCCUUAUUUAUUUUUAUUGUAACUGUCUUGUCUUGUCCCCAACCCUCGAACCUUUUUCCUCCGGGGUUAUUGGCAUUUCUGGAAGCGCGCGAGAGGCGGGAAGCGUUCGGGUGCCCCGUUGAACCCGUUUCUCCACGCCCUGGAAUCACUCUUGCGGCUCCGGAGCUUAUUUGCACCUCUCUCUCCCAGCAACUGACCUGGAAACGACAACUAGCAACACUCUUUUGUUAUUACACGCUCCAACGCACCCCGAACCACACACCCCCCUACACACUAUCACGCACCACCACUACCACCACCACUCACCCCCCCCAAUAUCAUUUUUUUUAUCUACACAUCGGCAUCGAUCACAUCAACACGCGCGACUGAUCUAGAUCUCCAUUCUUUCCUUUUCCUUUUUCCAUUAUUUUUCUUCUUACGCUUAAAUGUCCUCAACUCUUGACGCCGUACUGGCCAGCAUUGACCAGGUCGAGGCACUAAGCCCAGAUGACUUUUACCGGGUCAUCGAGCAUUGGAAGCGGCGAGCUGCGAUCCUGUGGGCUGGUCCAGCUCUCCCGAUGCGUGGACCGGCUCCCCCGAUGCAGGUUAGCUCUUUUGCAGCUCUUGAGUGCUUUGCAAAUGCACCUCCUACUCCCGCGGCGGGGGAUAACGAACCAGUUGCUGCAAUGAUGAACCCUUUGCAUAUCCCUCCAGGUCUGCCAGUCCCUAUGAUGCAGCAGCAGACCGCCAAGAAACGCCGGCAAAAGAGCACGGCUUCUGCGCGCAGUAGUAACGUUAACAUUAACGGCGGAGGUUCAGACCCUUCUACUCCCUCGACCAUCGGCCCGUCCACUUGGACCACCACCGCGAGAAAGAGACUCGACAGUAAGAUGCUCUCCCUAAAGGACUCGACCGUUCCCCCGCCGAGUAAUGCCACGCUCGCUCUUGCGAUUGAGAAGUUAAGGUACUUCAUCAUCAGAGCGCUGCACCCGAAUCUCCAUAGUGUUGAAAAGGGAGGUGAUAAUUGUUUGGGCCUGUCUAUGGGACCGCGUUUAAGUUUUAAUUACGAUGCGUAUAUUCAUUGGAUCGAUUCUAGUCAGCAGGAAGGCGAUGAGGCUACCAGGCGACUGGCUCAAGUGUGGUUCUUUUAUAAGAUGGCUGAUAUAUUAACCAUGUUCUGUGAUGACGAGAAGAGACGCGGGGAGGGUGGUAAUGAGCAGGGGAGGUUGCAGAGAGGCUAUGAUAAGCUGUUGCCGAUUUGCAAACGUAUACUUGAUACGGAUAACCGCCAGUACAUUCGCAAUUUGAUUUGCUCCAGUCGCCGGUUCAGACAACUUUGCAUUCACAUGGUUGGCUCUGAACGCGCGGAGAUAUUUGUUUUUUUCAAGGGGGAGCUUACGCUCACUGACCUCAAGGAUAUGACCGCCUCCGCCGCAAAGAUGGAUGAGACCACCGCUAUGCUCGACGUCGUUCUAGACGACUAUUUGACCACCGUUAGCAAUAUUGAAGUUCCGAUCGGCGGCGAGCUGACCGGAAUUAAAAUUGAUAUGUGGAACGGACUCUUGCAAUUAGCCUAGGGAAGAGCAAGUGGGUAUCGGUAUCGCUCUUCACCAGAAAACCUAAAAACCUCUUUUUUUCCCGAAAAAAAAAUCAAUAGCCACCAAAACCAUCUUAAUUGUACUACUAAGUUUUCUUUUUUUCCUUUCAGUCUCUCUUAGUUGUCUGCUUUAUUUAACUCAUCCGUACUUUCCUUUGCUUUUGCUUAGAGGCGUUAUGGAUCCUUUCGUCUUGCUUGUUUGUUCGUCCUGUCUUUUCUUCCCUUUUUUCAAGUUCGAGUUUGCCCCGUCUGUCUGCCUACUUGUCACAGCUGGGAUUAGCUGAGUCCUUGUUUGGCCUCUUUUUUUUUCUUUUUUCUCUUUCCUUUUUGUCUACUGCAGUAUCUGAAAGUUAUUAAGUGAUGUGCGCACGGACCGACCGAUGCAGAGCGAAACUAAUUGAUGGAUGGUUGAUGGGCGGGAUUGAGUGGGUGAGUGGAUGGAUACAAUACAAUAGACAGUGUCGUAUCAUAUCAUAGGGGAGAGGAGAGGAGAGGAAAGAAGUGGGGGGAAAUGUCUGUGUGAGCGGGUGAGUGAGUGAGUUUCUAGCUUGAGCUUUGUAGGACAGCAUUCCUACUGGUAUGACAGAGUGGAUGGGGCAUAUUGUGGUACCAUUAGUGACCCUUGUAUCAUACUCGUGCUAGUCAUAUACAACUAUUUAUGCGUA